Messenger RNA from Exophiala viscosa, 1458 nucleotides. RefSeq lists its product as uncharacterized. NCBI's taxonomy places the organism in Eukaryota, Fungi, Ascomycota, Eurotiomycetes, Chaetothyriales, Herpotrichiellaceae. The transcript has a single exon. The coding region runs from base 120 to 1424 and encodes 434 amino acids. The record is from RefSeq and is a predicted model, not a curated record.
CUAUAGCAAACCUGCAAAAUCCUCAAAGUCCCAACCUCGCCGAUGCUUGAUUCCAUGUCGAUAAACAUUUGACCCUGGCAUCGUGUCAUUCGUCGCCGCCCCGGGACAACGAUCCCCAGAUGCCUAUGCUUGGGUACUUGAAAACAUUUGCACCAUUUAAACUCGACGCCUUGGGCAUCGUCACGCUCCUCGGCGCUGACGAGGUCGACCGUCAUGUCGGCAAACUGGUACGAAGUCGCUGGCUUGAGUGUCUACCUCUUCUUGGAGCGUUUGUGGUUGCGAGUGAUAAAUUCACCGAGAAACAACCCGGAUUCCAACUGUACAACUUCUCAGCCAGUAUUCAAACACCUGAUAUGGCCGGCUGGUUCACCCGCUGGCUCGUCAAACAGAACUUCAAGACUUCUGGUACAUGCGUCGAAUGGGACAUCAACUCGAAGCCGCAUUCAUUCUUCCUCGAUAUGUGGAUAGCGCUUGUCAUCGGAGUUGUUGUACAGGCCGGAUUCAUAGUGAUAACAGUGCUGAUGGGCGAUUGGUGGGGACUUGCCAAUGCCAUGUCCAUGGUAAUAUCUACAAUCGCACGAGUGUAUCUGGUCGGUCGCAACACCGCUUGGCUUGACAGGGCGGUGGUCGAAGACACGAGAAAAGCGAUCGAGAAGGUGGAUCCUAAAGCCUUCAGUGCAAGUCCAACGAACUCCGACAAACUGGUGUUUGGCGAGAAAAGGCUCGCUGAUCUGGACAAGGCUAAGAUUGUUGUCAUUCUACCAGAUGCGAGGGCCGCGGCGCUCUUUGUACCAAAGUGCCUGGUUCUUAACUGUUUCGUCUACAACCCCAAGCCACCAAAAUCAAGCGACGAGACCAAGAGGGUGAGGACUUUGCCGGUUCGCGAGAAGAACGAGGCCACGGAGGAACAAUCUACCCCGAUCGAGCUGGUGUACUACAUAAUCGUCCGUUGGAUUGCAUGGAUCGCAUUCGGAGCGCAUGUCGUCACAAUAGGAAUGUCCGAUCUCUUGAGCCAGCUGAUAACGGUGGUAGUUAUUGUUGUCCCUACUUUUAUGGUCGUUGCCGGCUUCGGCUGUGAGGACAGUCAUGUCGGAACACGGCUUCGUGCGAGGAUUAUCAACAUUCCGCCAGAAGGAGAGCAAAUCAGGCGUGCCGAUAUGUAUGCUUUCCUGAAGUUGACUCCCGAAGAGGAAGGGAGUCUCGAGAAGUGGAAUAUGGCACCUCACAGGGCGAACACGGAGUUCUGGGAGGCAUAUGAGAGGAAGAAGAAAGUGUUUGCCGAAAUGGAUGAUCUGCGCAAGCUCGAUACAUACCAACAACGUGUUGAAGCUAUGAGAGAGACCCAAGCCAGGCUUGCUAUCUCGCCACAGCAGACGCCUGCUGUGACAUCGACCGCCAGACACACUUCUAUUGGAACCGCAUAGGAGCUAGUUUGACCAUUUGACCAUUUGACAGUGA